UAGAGAAUCCACACUUCAAUCAAUGCAAACGCAGUGAUCGCGCUGGUGGUCUAAUCCUCAAUCUCUUCCAUGGGUUUGAGUGAUCGUGGUAGGAAUGGCAGCAAUCUUCAUCUUUUUCCUCUUUUAGUUCUAGUCGCAAUUGGAGCUGCCGGCACUGCUCGAGCUUCCCAGUGCUACCACGUGAAUCAGACCACGUCUUACAACAACGAUGGCGGCUACUGGCAAUAUCCCCUCGACACCGACGGAUUGAGCGGGCGCUACACGGGCUACUGGUCCAACACCACUGACAUCGAAUUGGGCGACAUCACAUUCCAGCUCUGGUUCCUCACUUACGACGAUCACAGCUUCACGCUCUCUCUCGUCGCCAUGCGCGAGCCCACCCGGAAGUGGGAUCUCUACAGGCCCGUAGUGCUGUGGACCGCCAACCGGGACAGGUACUUUGGAGAGGGCGCGACGCUCGACUUUGGCGCCGAUGGAGAGCUCAUCGUCCGGGAGAAUGGGCUUACAGUGUGGUCGACCGGCACGGCCGGGAAGGGCGUCACGGCGAUGUGCAUCACCAAUCUGGGCAACCUCUUGCUGACAAACUCCACCGAUCAUAUCAUCUGGCAGAGCUUCGAUUCUCCAUCGGAUACAAUCUCCACGCAGGUGGCGUUCAAGCCCGGGAAUCGCCUCGUCAGCUGGGCUUCCCCCAAGGAUAGCAGCCAAGGAUCGUACAGCCUCGCCAUGGAGGAAAAUCGCCUCGCCCUCUACUUCAACUCGGAGGUCUACUGGAGUUUCGAGAGUGAUGGUGGGGAUCCAGGAAGCAGUGACUUGUUUGCAGCAGUGUGCUGGCAGACGAAUGGUCUCAUGUCGCUCGAUCUCCAGCGCAAUGCGUCCAUGCCGGAGUACCAAGGGUUUCUGUCGGCGGAGUCGUGCCAGAGCUCGGCACCCGUGAAGAGAUUCGAGCUGCUUCGUAAUACCCAAAACUUCACGUAUGGAACCUUCCUCAAGCUCAACACCAUGGGCGAUCUCACCGUCUACACCUGGAACACCACGGGUGACUACUGGUACGCUGCGUUUAACCUCUCGAGCAACUUCAGCUGCUUCCUCCCUCAAGCUCAAGAGUGUGGCCCAUACGGGAUCUGCAACAAAGGGGACGGGCAAUGCUGCCCUGGUUCUCUCAAUUACCAGGGUGGUGUUUGCGGUGCUAGGAGGCCUCUGCCGCUUGAUCCCAGAAGAUGUGAGCCCCAUGAGAUUGUGCGAAUGGAAGGAGUGGACUACUUCUCUACCAACUUUAGCACGGAACUGCCCGUGGUGGACGAAAGCGAGUGCCGUAGGAGAUGCGAGGUCAAUUGCUCGUGUAUGGCUGCGUUUUUCAAGGAGAAGUCGUGUUUCCAGACGCACGAGCCCAUCCAGUCCAUGAUAACAGGGGAAUACACGGGUCUUCUCAAGGUGGCAAAGACUAGCGUGGAAAAUUAUGGAAAUCAGACUCUGGUGUAUCGAGUGGCUUUGCCGGUGCUGCUGCCAGCAUUGGUGUUGCUUGUGGCGCUUCUGGCUUGGAUCUGCUGGAAGAAGUCUUUGGAGAAAGCUGGCGGGGAAUCAGACAAGGAGGAGGAAGAGUUGGAGAUGUCCUUGCGGGAUUGCAUGCCCAGGAGAUUCACUUACAAGGAGCUGGAGCAAAUCACUGGGGGUUUUAGCAAGUGUCUGGGACAAGGUGGAUACGGAAGUGUUUACCGAGGAAGCCUAGAAGACGGUAACCAGGUUGCCGUCAAGAAGCUCCAGGGCUCGAAUCAAACCAGCCGGGAUUUCUAUGCGGAAGUGGCGAGCCUUGCAAGGACGAAUCACUUGAACCUGGUGAAGUUCAUGGGAUUUUGUGCCGAGGGGCCAAGGAAACGCUUGCUCGUUUAUGAGUUCGUGCCAAAUGGCUCUCUGGAGAAAUGGAUCUUUGGCGAUGAUGGUGGCGAUGAUAGUUCUCCUCAACAACAGGAUGGAUCGGGUGGCUUGUCGUGGGACUUCAAGUUCCGGAUUGCCGUUGGCACAGCUCAAGGAUUGUGUUACUUGCACGAGGAGUGUGCGGAGAAAAUUAUUCACCUGGAUCUCAAGCCGGAGAACGUUCUCGUAGACAUCGGAUUCGUGCCAAAGAUUGCCGACUUUGGGCUGUCCAAACUCAUGAAUCGCGAGGUGACAUACCUGCAAAUGACGAGCAUGCGAGGAACUCCGGGCUAUCUUGCUCCGGAAUACUUGCAAGUCGGGACAAUCACUGAAAAGAGCGACGUUUACAGCUUUGGAGUGUUGCUGCUGGAGAUCAUCACCGGAUGCAGAAACAAGUACAUGUCAAGCGAUUACCUUAGAAGCUUUUCACUCGGUGGUUUUUCACGCCAGAAAAGUUUCACGAAGUCAAUCAGCAAAACACGGAAGAACUUAUACAACUGUGAUGGUGGACCUUCAGGAGGAGUUGCUGAUAAGUACCAAGAAGCUGGGAUGGAGAGAUUGAAAGCAGUAGCAUAUUUGUGCGUGCAAGAUGAUCCCGACCUCCGGCCCUCGAUGAGCACUGCUCUGAAAAUGAUGGAAGGACUAAUUGAGCUACCAGAGACGCCACCUCUGUCGAGCUUGCAUUUUUUCCUUGGCUAUCGAUCCAAGGUGAAGCUGCCAUCGAGUUCCACGUCCAAGAGCAUGUUUUCACUCAGCUCGGUGGAUGAAACUUCAACUUUGUGAUGAAUGAUAAUAUGCAAAUGAAUAUAUAAAUUUAU
This is a messenger RNA of Selaginella moellendorffii, 2729 nucleotides long. RefSeq names its product G-type lectin S-receptor-like serine/threonine-protein kinase SD2-5. The transcript has a single exon. Gene Ontology annotation, biological process: protein phosphorylation. Lineage: Eukaryota; Viridiplantae; Streptophyta; Lycopodiopsida; Selaginellales; Selaginellaceae. Bases 70 to 2694 code for a protein of 874 amino acids. The record is from RefSeq and is a predicted model, not a curated record. Gene Ontology annotation, molecular function: protein serine/threonine kinase activity; ATP binding.